Messenger RNA from Engraulis encrasicolus (European anchovy), 974 nucleotides. It is a transcript of the gene rasl12, whose product is annotated as RAS-like, family 12. NCBI's taxonomy places the organism in Eukaryota, Metazoa, Chordata, Actinopteri, Clupeiformes, Engraulidae. The record is from RefSeq and is a predicted model, not a curated record. The transcript is spliced from 6 exons. The coding region runs from base 207 to 965 and encodes 252 amino acids. Gene Ontology annotation, molecular function: GTP binding; GTPase activity.
UGCAACUGUGUUUCAGCCGAAAGUUUGCAUUUUUAGGCAACACGUUUUAUUACCACGUAGAGCUGUCGACGUUUUUGAACAACUUUCUUUGAGAUGUUUGGAUUGUUGUCGGGGACGCCAUUGUUUUCUGUUUGCAACAGAAGAUGAUGAUGUAUGGCAAGUUUGUAUGAACCUCACUUCAUAGUGCACUGUCCAGGGCAUCCCUGAUGUUUGGCAAGGGCAGAUCCUGUCAUCCCGUUCCGGAGAGGGGACUAGCGGAGAUCAACCUGGCCGUGUUGGGAGUCGCUGGCUCCGGGAAGUCAGCGCUCAUCGUCAAGUUCCUGACCAGGCGCUUCAUCACAGAAUAUGACCCCAACCUGGAGGACACGUAUGCUUCAGAGGAGGUAGUGGACCAGCAGCCUGUGCUCAUCAAGGUCAUGGACACCGCAGACCAGGACGGUCCAGUGAACCCGGAGCGUUACCUGUGCUGGGCGCAUGCGUACCUGGUGGUGUACAGCAUUGAGGACCAGUCUUCUUUCCAGGGCUGUCAGGCCUACCUGAACACACUCACCCAGAGCAGCCGGCCCGACGCACCAGUGCUAUUACUGGGGAACAAGAUGGACAUGGACCGAUACAGGCAGGUGAGUAAGUGUGAGGGCGCCGCGCUGGCCGCUCGGUUCGGCUGCGUCUUCUUCGAGGUCUCGGCUUGUCUGGACUUCCUCUCCGUUCAGCACGUCUUCCACGAGGCCGUGAGGGAAGUGAGGUCACGCGAGGCCAUGAGGUCACUUCCUGUUCGGCCCCUCUUCAUCACCGAGGACCGCCCCCUCCUGGGUCACAUGACCGCGACCCCCCAGGUGGCCCCGCCCUGUUUUAAGGAGAUGCCCGCCCCCGCCACGGCCAAGCUGGUGACCGUCAAGUCGUCUAGAGCUCAGAGCAAACGCAGAGCCCCCACACUCACACUGCUCAAGGGAUUUAAGAUCUUCUGAGAUGGGGGA